CGCCGGUCUCGCACACGGCUGCGAAACCUAGGGCGCUGGUGCACCUAUCUACCCCGGUGCACCUACCUACCCCAGUGCGUGAGAGAGCUCGGAUAGCUGGGCCCGGGAUCGACUGCACGCCCCAGCUGCGGCCGUAGAGUCCUUAUUUUCUCUUCUCCCACACGGGGCGUGGCUUAGUCGGUGUCAAAGCCUGCAGCCCGUCCGGUCGCCAGGGUCCUUGCACCAAAGGACCACCCAUUCACCUUACCUCUGGGGCGAUGUGCAGGCCAGUUAGAAACCCUCAGAUCUCUUCCCCAUUUUCUCCCCCUCGGGGGGCCCUGUGGGCAGCCCAGGGCUUCACAGGGUCAGGGCUGAGUACAGAAGUUGGGGGACGGCUGCUACUCAGAUUCGGACUCAUGAGGAGCCGCCCCAAUCCCAGGCACGGAUUCCACUCCCCGUGGUGGUCGGGACUCCUUGCUAGUGUCCUCUCAUCGGGAACUGGACCAUUCAGCGUGAUCAUGAGUCACAAAGCCCUAGCUAGGGCCUUGGGGGGCACCACGGGGCGGGGUCUGGGGCCCCACCCCGAGGCGGGGUGACGCCCGCGUUCACUUCACAAGGCAGAAAUUGUUACCUAGGCAAUAAAGGGCACCGCGGCGGUGGGGGCCCGGGAGUGGGCACAUGGGGGUGGGGGUGUGCAGGUGCCAAGUGCCAUGGGUUAGGCCCGAGAUAGGAGUCCGGCUGCCCACCGACAGCAGCCGCCUCCUGCUCCCCACGCGCUUCAGGCGCCACCAUGUCGGGCGACAAGCUUCUGAGCGAACUCGGCUAUAAACUGGGCCGCACGAUAGGCGAGGGCAGUUACUCCAAGGUGAAGGUGGCCACGUCCAAGAAAUACAAGGGCCCGGUGGCCAUCAAGGUGGUGGACCGGCGGCGCGCGCCGCCAGACUUCGUCAACAAGUUCCUGCCACGCGAGUUGUCCAUCCUUCGGGGCGUGCGGCACCCGCACAUCGUGCACGUCUUCGAGUUCAUCGAGGUGUGCAACGGGAAGCUGUACAUCGUGAUGGAGGCGGCCGCCACCGACCUACUGCAGGCCGUGCAGCGAAACGGGCGCAUCCCCGGGGGGCAGGCACGCGACCUCUUCGGGCAGAUUGCCGGUGCUGUGCGCUACCUGCACGACCACCACCUGGUGCACCGCGACCUCAAGUGCGAAAACGUGCUGCUGAGCCCUGAUGAACGCCGCGUCAAGCUCACUGACUUCGGCUUCGGCCGUCAGGCGCAUGGCUACCCCGACCUGAGCACCACCUACUGCGGCUCGGCCGCCUACGCGUCGCCCGAGGUACUCCUCGGCAUCCCCUACGACCCCAAGAAGUACGACAUAUGGAGCCUGGGUGUUGUGCUCUACGUCAUGGUCACCGGGUGUAUGCCCUUCGACGACUCCGACAUCGCCGGCCUGCCCCGGCGUCAGAAGCGCGGCGUUCUCUACCCCGAUGGCCUCGAGCUGUCUGAGCACUGCAAGGCCCUAAUAGCCGAGUUGCUGCAGUUCAGCCCGACGGCCAGGCCCUCCGCGAGCCAAGUAGCGCGCAACUGCUGGCUGCGUUCGGAGGACUCCGGCUAGAAGCCGGGGCUCCCACCAUUCCUGCCGCCCCGAGCACUGCGCAAGCGCAGCGCACGCGCAAGAAGCGCGCUUCCGGAGUUCCGCGAAGCCGCCGCGCGACACUGCGCACCCGCCCUUUCCUCUUUGCCACUUCGACGC
This is a messenger RNA of Lagenorhynchus albirostris (white-beaked dolphin), 1729 nucleotides long. RefSeq names its product testis specific serine kinase 6 (gene TSSK6). Gene Ontology annotation, biological process: protein phosphorylation; microtubule cytoskeleton organization; intracellular signal transduction. The coding region runs from base 770 to 1591 and encodes 273 amino acids. Gene Ontology annotation, molecular function: tau-protein kinase activity; protein serine/threonine kinase activity; ATP binding. The record is from RefSeq and is a predicted model, not a curated record. NCBI's taxonomy places the organism in Eukaryota, Metazoa, Chordata, Mammalia, Artiodactyla, Delphinidae. The transcript has a single exon. Gene Ontology annotation, cellular component: cytoplasm.